This is a messenger RNA of Neohortaea acidophila, 5472 nucleotides long. RefSeq names its product Dopey, N-terminal-domain-containing protein. The transcript has 4 exons. The record is from RefSeq and is a predicted model, not a curated record. The coding region runs from base 1 to 5472 and encodes 1823 amino acids. Gene Ontology annotation, biological process: Golgi to endosome transport. Gene Ontology annotation, cellular component: trans-Golgi network; endosome. Lineage: Eukaryota; Fungi; Ascomycota; Dothideomycetes; Mycosphaerellales; Teratosphaeriaceae.
AUGGCCGUCGAGCCUGAUGCCGGGCUUCGUCCAUUCUCCCCACCAAACUCUGGUCGGUCUUCUCCCGUCUCCAGAGUCGCGAAGAGAACGGCGGAAGAGCAUCUCUAUACGUCAGACAAGACCCUGCGCCGAUACGGUGCCGGCAUAGAGCGUGCCCUGGGUUCGUGGGAAAUCUCCCCCGAAGAAUGGGCCGACUAUAUCGCAUUUCUGGCUCGACUGCAGAAGGCCAUCCAAGCCCAUCCUAUAGACGUGCCUAUCCUGCCUCACAGCGAUGACAUCGCCUACAAGCUUGCGCAAUGUCUCAAUCCCACCCUUCCCUCUGGCGUCCAUCAGAAAGCUUUGGAGGUCUACGAUUACGUCUUCUCUACAUUUGGCGUCGGCUGGAUCUCCGACCAUCUUCAUGAGUUUUUACCAGGCCUGUCAGCCGUGCUGUCCUUUGCGUCACUGUCCGUGCGGCCUGCGCUUUACUCGAUCUUUGAAAAUUACGUUCUCCACGUGUCUCAUACUACCUUACGCCCGGUCCUCAAGUCUCUGAUUCUCAGCCUACUUCCAGGAAUUGAAGAUGAGACUAGCGAAGACUACGAGCGAGCUUUCGCUCUUAUGGAAGGCUUACAGUCGCGGUUCACCCCUCCCACUGACAAGGAAGUAGUGGAUGGUUCAGAUGGCUUUUUCUGGCAGUGCCUUUUCCUUGCAACCGUGUCGAACCCUACAAGAAGGCAGGGUGCGCUCAACUUUCUCACCCAGAAGCUGCCAACCUUCCGGAGCGAGAUAAAAGCCAGCAGCGCAAGUGCGGCCCCGGUCUCCUUGACCACGGAAGCCGGGCGUGCUAUCUCUCCGGAGCCUGGACUGUUGAUCAGAUGCUUCAUUUCAGGGCUGUCUGACCCCCAGCUUCUCAUUCAACGCGGGUUUCUGGACCUUCUAGUUACAAACAUACCGCUGGACUCGCCAUUGCUCCAACAACAUGUGGGAAGCGAGGACUUGGAUCGCCUGAUCACGGCUGUGAUGCAGGUGCUUCUUCGAAGAGAAAUGAGCCUCAACAGGCGACUGUGGUCCUGGUUCUUGGGGCCCGAGCCGAAGACGGAUGGCACUGAGCCGCACCAGUCCGGCAGAGAAGAAGCCACUGAAAGCCACGAUGCGGCCCAAUUCAGAUACUUUAGCAGAUUCGGCCAGGCCCCGCUGGAGCGCUGCUUGCUGAACAUGUUUCAAAGCGGUCCAUCAAAUCCUGCGGAAAGGGCCAGGCCAUUCCGCAUAUGCUUGUCUUUGAUGGACAGAUGGGAAAUCGGAGGCUCCAUCAUCCCUCGCAUUUUCUUACCAGCUCUGCGAAGUGCCUAUCGAUACAGCGUCAUCGCCACCCCUGAAAACACGAAUGAGGUCCUUCGAAGUGCUGGUUUGUUCUUCGACGGCAUCGAAGCAAGCCUCAUCUGGGCCGAUCUUCUGAGCCUGAUGCAGACUGGAUUCACCGCGAAAGCCGCGACCGAUGAUCUACCGAUGCUCGCAUGGAUCAUACGGAAUUUCAACAUCAAGGAUGAAGAGAUGUUGCUGGUCCAUGUGCCAUACGCGGCCUGCUAUCUUCUCGCGCUCUUGCAAACCUCGGUUCCGCAACAAUCUACUACUUCUGCUGUUGCUGCACUAGAUAUUGUGUCCAUCCUGCUUGAGAUGGCUCCGGAUCGAGCGUUUGCCCCGCCGGCGAAGAGAGGGGGCACAUCCACAGCCUCUGCGUCAGAAGCCACGGAGCUGACAGAAACACUGGAGAACUUCUACCGAUCGACAGACCAGUCCACGCGCUUCCCUUUCGAUGGAUCGGCAGUAUUUGCAAUGCUAUCUCACUUCUCAGCAUCUUUGGCCCUCACAGCUCUACAGGCCCAAGCCGUGGCAGUCUUCAGUCGAACAGUAUCCGUAAUAGCGGCCCUGAACUCGAAAUCUUCGGUGUUGCCAGCUCUACGCGACAAAGCUGUUUUCGCUGGCAUCGCGGAUACGAUGAACAGUCUCGCAGACAACAAUCAGACUUUGGCUUUCUCGUCCCUCAACUCUAUGGUUACUCUACUGAGCAUCUUCCAACCAGAUCGACAACCGCAGUCACAUAACGCAGCUGGUGAUUCGUCGCAGCUUGACGCGAUGCUCAUUAAUCAGUUCUGGCAUUAUCUGUCUGUUGAACAGCCCAAAUAUCACGUCGAAGCGGUCAAAUCAAUCUGGCAACUCCAAGACAUCGUCGCUCCCGUCGACAUUCUUCAGUCCUCCCUCACAGGCCUGCUACGCCCCCGUGAUCAGAGGCGUGAGACGUCAUGUGACGAUUUCGGUGCCACAGUGGGACGGUUCGCUGUAUUAUGGAACCACACAAUAGCAGCACCCUCCUCCAAUGCUAAGACUAGUGUGAGAGCAACCCCGCGAAGAGGAAGCUCAAUGCCCACGAUGGUGGACUCGAAGAAGUCUCUACGCCGGCAACAGGUCUUGUUCGAGCCGCUGAUGAUGCUCCUGGACAUGCUUGAUGAGUACCAAGAAGCACACGCCGACAUGGUCAAAAACUGGCUCCACACAUUGCCCACCCUCGAGGUUGUCUUCAACUUGCAUUUCGAUCUCUUAGGUACGAAUAUGCAAAUCGACGAGGAUGGUGGACCUGCGCCAGCUCUGCGCUUGAAGCGGUCUCGCCACGAUAGCAUACGCCUGCUCGACUACAUGUUUCGUCAUCUGCAAAAUAUCCUACGAGGCGCCAACGACUGGAUCUGGCACUGCUUGGACAACAUGAUGAUCUCAAAUAUGCAACAUGCUGAACAGAUCUCUGGUGCCAUGUUUCUCGCAGAGCAAUCCUAUCAGAUCUUGAGUAACGACGAAUACACGAGCAGCUCACUACGACAGAAGGCGACGAAUGUGCUUCGCUUCUUGUUGUUGUCCCCUUGCGCGCCGUCCCUGAAGUGGCUGGAUUUGGACACUCGGAUAACGACAUACCUGAUCAAACGGCUGUCAGCCAACGAGAACGCCAUGCAAAGCUCUCUCCUUCCGAUGCUAAGUCUCGCACUGCAACUCCGCACGUCGGGGAAUACCACUCGAGGCUCUACGGAUCGAAGGCCAAGCUCUUCUACUGGCCAAAGACAAGCAACCUCCCAUCCGAGCCCAACUCCUACAGGCGCAACCCUCACUCUCACUCCAACUACACAAUUGGUGAAAUGCUUGCAACUGGGAUUCUCUUCUUCCUCCUCUCGAAUUCACCUGGACAAGUGGGUCACGCUCCUCGGUGAUAUUCUGCCUGUAUUGGGUGACGCCCUCUUGGUGAGUCUGAUUCCACUGGAGGAGGCACUGUGCGCAGAAGUCUACAAAGCGCACGAGGAGCUGGUUGGUAUCUCCAACGCAGAUAGCGCCGCACUUGCCUUUGCUCCAGAAGCCGUCAUCUUGGCCUUAUUAGAUGCAUUGCAAUCGGUUCUUGUGCAGGCGCAUGAGCUUUUGGAGGAAAGACAAGCCGACGAACCAGUGCCCAGGACGCCCGUACAAUCCAAAGGUCUCCUGGGAAAUGUUACAGCUGGGGUGUUUAAUAAGACCGAUGGGCCUCAGAACCGCACGCAACACGACAGCAGUCACUUGACCGUGGUGUUGGCCUUUCAGGAUGCUGUCCGUGUCUGUUCUAGACUGUGGACGUGGGCAAUACGGUACACCCAUCACGACGAUUUCGACAAGAUGAGCGCUGCCACAAGCGCUUACAACGCUCUUCGGGUGCGUAACCGUGCGAGAAAUCUGCUGGAGUACGCUACCACUGUCGAGACCCUGGAAAGCCUCGAAGUCAUCGCCUCGGUGUGGUGUCAAACUAGCGACGCGGAUGAGCGUGGUGCCACGUUGAACCUACUUCACAUCAUUCACGACCUCCGUCCAAAGGUGGUUGUGUCUACAAUUCUGGAUGCCAUAGCCUGCCGAACAAACAUGACUACGCUGCCAUUGGCCCGUCAAUCGUGUCAGACGACGGACUUGACGGCUCUUGAUGCAACGCUAUUCCUGUCAGCAUACCUGCGGUCAACUGAAGACGAUGCCAUGGACGAAAUCUGGAGCGAUUGCAUGUCUUUCCUCAGAGAUGUCCUGUCCAAUCCACUGCCGUACCGCCAAGUCCUGCCACCAUUGCUCUCUGUCAUCACCUUGUUGGCGCAGAAGAUUGAAAACACGAAUUUCGGAGACCAGCGAAAAAUGCGGCGUGAUCUUGGAGAUGUCUUUACGCGGAUUCUCACUGCAACGUUCAGCGCAAUUCCGUCCGGAGCUCUAGAAUCGCAGACAAGCUUCGCCAGCGAUGAGGAGGUCGUGCUAGCUCACCGGUCUCUCAGCUUACCGGUUGUGCUCUCGGAGAUCACCGAGCAUAUUGAUGCUAUCGUGGACGGUUCUGACAAAGCGACGGUGGUGAUCAACAACAUUGUCAUGACAUUCAUCUCGCCAAUCCUCCAUUCCCGAGGCUUCCCCGUCAACGUCACGCCUGACAUCAUAUCCCUCUUCCUGAAGCUCGCGAAGAAAGCACCAUCGGCCAAGCCGUGGAAGAAGGAAUUGGCAGAUGUUUUCGCCGACCCCAAAUUUCUUUCGACUCCACUCGACCUCAUGCAGACGGACUGGUUCCCAUUGCUACGGCAGUGGUGUUUAUACGAGAAAGAACGCAUACCAGAGAUCCUCUCACGAUUGACCGCGCCCUCUAGUGCCGGCAUCAUGUUUGGAGUGGGCGCAAGCACAGCAAGGCUCGAGGCGGAUCGUAAAGCACAGCUCAAUCUCCGACGGCUCUGUCUUCUCCUGCUCGCUUCGGCCGAGGACACCUUCGCGACGAACCUGCGAGCUAUCGAGGAGAAGCUGGCGGAGCUGUUUGAGGCCAGCUCAUCGUCCUCGCCCUCCAUGGCAAUCAAGUCGGAACUCUUCAUGGUGUGCCACACGCUAGUCCUUUCGCUCAGCACCGUGCACUUGGCCUCCGUCUGGCCGUUGCUCAACCACAAAUUGCAAAUGGCAUUGCUCUCGCUCCUGUCCGCGUCCACAAACGACAAUGGCUUCAGCAAUGCAUCUCUCCUGCAAGCUUGCAAAUUACUCGACCUGCUCGUGGCAAUCUCUCCCGACGAAUUCCAGCUCCAUGAAUGGCUGUACAUCUGCGACACCAUCGAUGCCGGUUACCAGCCACCAAAUUGGACUCCAUCAGCCCUAAGUGACCAUAUCGCUGAGAAUUCCGUUGCGUCCGAGGAGCCAGAAGACGCGUUGAGUUCCGUGACUCCGACGACCAUCGCGAGCGGCAUGGCCGGUCGCAGGCAGCCGCUUUUGCGGAACAGCAAUUUGCCCAAUCAAGACGACAUCAAGGCCAUGCCGCGAGAGGAUUUUGUGCGAACGGUGCUGAAGCCGUUCUUUAGUCAGCUCAGCUUGCACGCUUACGAAGGCUUCUACAGCCUCGUUACCCCGGACUCGCAGCUCUGCCGAAGAAGCUUGCUGGAGGAUGUGCUAGACUCGUCUACCAUUGUGGGCCUCAGUUCAUGA